This is a messenger RNA of Hyaena hyaena (striped hyena), 3181 nucleotides long. It is a transcript of the gene CSE1L, whose product is annotated as chromosome segregation 1 like. The coding region runs from base 106 to 3027 and encodes 973 amino acids. Gene Ontology annotation, cellular component: nuclear envelope; cytosol. Gene Ontology annotation, biological process: protein import into nucleus; protein export from nucleus. The record is from RefSeq and is a predicted model, not a curated record. Gene Ontology annotation, molecular function: nuclear export signal receptor activity; small GTPase binding. The transcript is spliced from 25 exons. Lineage: Eukaryota; Metazoa; Chordata; Mammalia; Carnivora; Hyaenidae.
UGCCGGGGUUUGAAUGUGAGGCGGAGCGGCGGCAGUGGUGGGUAGUGCCGGCUACAGUUCGCGGCUGAGAUUGCCUUCUCCGUUCCCGUAUCCCCAGGAGGUUCUAUGGCGAUGGAGCUCAGCGAUGCAAAUUUGCAAACGCUAACAGAAUAUUUAAAGAAAACUCUUGAUCCGGAUCCUGCCAUCAGACGUCCAGCUGAGAAGUUUCUUGAAUCUGUGGAAGGAAAUCAGAAUUACCCACUGUUGCUUUUAACUUUGUUGGAAAAGUCCCAGGAUAAUGUUAUCAAAGUGUGUGCCUCAGUAACAUUCAAGAACUAUAUUAAAAGGAACUGGAGAAUUGUUGAAGAUGAACCAAACAAAAUUUGCGAAGCUGACCGAGUAGCCAUUAAAGCCAACAUAGUGCACUUGAUGCUUAGUAGCCCAGAACAAAUUCAGAAGCAGUUAAGUGAUGCUAUUAGCAUUAUUGGCAGAGAAGAUUUCCCUCAGAAAUGGCCUGACUUGUUGACAGAAAUGGUGAAUCGUUUUCAGAGUGGAGAUUUCCAUGUUAUUAACGGAGUCCUCCGUACAGCACAUUCUUUAUUUAAAAGAUAUCGCCAUGAAUUUAAGUCAAAUGAGUUAUGGACUGAAAUUAAACUUGUUCUGGAUGCCUUUGCUUUGCCUUUGACUAAUCUAUUUAAGGCCACUAUUGAACUCUGCAGUACCCAUGCAAAUGAUGCCUCUGCCCUAAGGAUCCUUUUUUCUUCCCUGAUCCUUAUCUCAAAAUUGUUCUACAGUUUAAACUUUCAGGAUCUCCCUGAGUUUUUUGAAGAUAAUAUGGAAACUUGGAUGAACAAUUUUCAUACCCUCUUGACAUUGGAUAACAAGCUUCUACAAACUGAUGAUGAAGAGGAAGCUGGCUUGUUGGAGCUUUUAAAAUCCCAGAUUUGUGACAAUGCUGCACUCUAUGCACAGAAGUAUGAUGAGGAAUUUCAGCGGUACCUGCCUCGCUUUGUCACAGCCAUCUGGAAUUUACUGGUCACAACAGGUCAAGAGGUUAAAUAUGACUUGUUAGUAAGUAAUGCAAUUCAGUUUCUGGCUUCAGUUUGUGAGAGACCUCACUAUAAGAAUCUGUUUGAGGACCAGAACACGCUGACGAGUAUCUGUGAAAAGGUUAUCGUGCCUAACAUGGAAUUUAGAGCUGCUGAUGAAGAAGCCUUUGAAGACAAUUCUGAGGAGUACAUCAGGAGAGAUUUGGAAGGAUCUGAUAUUGAUACUAGACGCAGGGCUGCUUGUGAUCUAGUACGAGGAUUGUGCAAGUUUUUUGAGGGACCGGUGACAGGAAUCUUCUCUGGUUAUGUUAAUUCCAUGCUGCAGGAAUAUGCAAAAAAUCCAUCUGUCAACUGGAAACACAAAGAUGCAGCCAUUUACCUUGUGACAUCGUUGGCAUCAAAAGCCCAGACACAGAAGCAUGGAAUUACACAAGCAAAUGAACUUGUAAACCUGACUGAGUUCUUUGUGAAUCACAUUCUCCCUGAUCUAAAAUCAAAUAACGUGAAUGAAUUUCCUGUCCUUAAAGCCGAUGGUAUCAAAUACAUAAUGAUUUUUAGGAAUCAAGUACCGAAAGAGCAUCUUUUGGUCUCUAUUCCUCUCUUAAUCGGUCACCUUCAGGCCGAAAGCAUCGUUGUCCAUACUUAUGCAGCACAUGCUCUUGAGAGGCUGUUUACUAUGAGAGGACCUAACAACGCCACUCUCUUUACAGCCGCAGAAAUCGCACCGUUUGUUGAGAUUCUGCUAACAAACCUUUUCAAAGCUCUCACACUUCCUGGCUCUUCAGAAAAUGAAUAUAUUAUGAAAGCUAUCAUGAGAAGUUUUUCCCUCCUACAAGAAGCCAUAAUCCCCUACAUCCCUACCCUCAUCACUCAGCUUACACAGAAGCUAUUAGCUGUUAGUAAGAACCCGAGCAAACCUCACUUCAAUCACUACAUGUUUGAAGCAAUAUGUUUAUCCAUAAGAAUAACUUGCAAAGCUAACCCUGCUGCUGUUGUAAAUUUUGAGGAGGCUUUAUUUCUUGUGUUUACUGAAAUUUUACAAAAUGAUGUACAAGAAUUUAUUCCAUAUGUCUUUCAAGUGAUGUCUUUGCUUCUGGAAACACAUAAAAAUGACAUCCCAUCUUCCUAUAUGGCCUUAUUUCCUCAUCUCCUUCAGCCGGUGCUUUGGGAAAGAACAGGAAACAUUCCUGCUCUAGUGAGGCUUCUCCAAGCAUUCUUGGAACGUGGUUCAAACACCAUAGCAAGUGCUGCCGCUGACAAAAUUCCUGGGUUAUUAGGUGUGUUCCAGAAGCUAAUUGCAUCCAAAGCCAAUGACCACCAAGGUUUUUAUCUUCUAAACAGUAUAAUAGAGCACAUGCCUCCUGAUUCUGUUGAUCAGUAUAGGAAGCAGAUCUUCAUUCUGCUAUUCCAGAGACUUCAAAAUUCCAAAACAACAAAGUUUAUCAAGAGCUUCUUAGUCUUUAUUAAUUUGUAUUGCAUAAAGUAUGGGGCGUUGGCGCUGCAAGAAAUAUUUGAUGAUAUACAACCAAAAAUGUUUGGGAUGGUUUUGGAAAAAAUCAUUAUUCCUGAAAUUCAGAAAGUAUCUGGAAAUGUUGAGAAAAAGAUUUGUGCAGUUGGCAUAACCAAAUUACUAACGGAAUGUCCUCCGAUGAUGGACACAGAGUACACCAAGCUAUGGACUCCUCUAUUACAGUCCCUCAUUGGCCUUUUUGAGUUACCUGAAGAUGAUACCAUUCCUGAUGAAGAACAUUUUAUUGACAUAGAAGAUACACCAGGAUAUCAGACUGCCUUCUCACAGCUGGCAUUUGCCGGGAAAAAAGAGCAUGAUCCUGUAGGUCAGAUGGUAAAUAACCCCAAAAUUCACCUGGCACAGUCACUUCACAAGUUGUCUACUGCCUGUCCAGGAAGGGUUCCAUCGAUGGUGAGCACCAGCCUCAAUGCAGAAGCGCUCCAGUAUCUCCAGGGAUAUCUUCAGGCGGCCAGUGUGACACUGCUUUGAACUGCAUUUUCCAAACUGGCUCAGCCCAGGAGUGUUUCUGAGGAAAUCACAUAGACAUCCGAGCAGAGCUACAUUAAAGCAAGUUUUCCUUUUGAACUUGUCACAAAUUCCAUCUUGUAAUGAAUAUUAAAUCUUGCUUUAUGCUGAACCCUGA